AUGGCUACGUCUCACAAGACACCUCGUCCUCUCCACGAUGCCGUCACCAGCUCCUUUCUCCUCGCCAAUCUGCACUGUCCCACCUGCGUUUCCGCUAUACGCCGGGUCCUGCAGGAGUCGUGUGCUGAACAGAUCUUCUGGGUAUCGCCGAACAUCGUGACCUCGGUGGUCACUGUGGAACACGACCCAGCGGCCAACGUCAAGAACAUUGCCGCUGCCCUUGAGGAGGCUGGUUUCGCAGUCUGCGCAGUCAGCUCGUCCGCCGAGGUCGUCGAGGACUUGGCCGGGCUGGAUCUCGAGGAGGGAUCCAACGUCGCAAACAGCGAGUCUAACGGGACGUUUAAAAGUCUUCCCCCUCGCCCCCUCCUACCGCGUUGGAUGAGCAACCCUCGAUACAACAAGCCAGGCGCCAUGAAGUCAACACAGUUCAGAUCACAUCUCGAGAACUGCAGCGAGUGUCGCCGCAAGUCGAACGGAGACGUGCAAGCGUGUUGGGAUGCCGAAAAGGACGACAUGCUAGCCGAGAUACCCCUCGCGUUCACGAGCUCAAGCAACCAGCGUUUGGACAAGUCCGGAGUCAUGACUUCUAUGUCGACUCUGAAAUCGGUGAAAUCAUUUUCGACUGCCGAGACCGAAGUUCCAUCCAUAUCCGUACCGGCCGGCGAGCCGACAUGGAGAGCGAGUCUGGCUGUAGGGGGCAUGACAUGUGCGGUCUGUGUCAACGCCAUCACAGAUGAGUUGAAGAAGAAGGACUGGAUUUCCAAGGCCGUUGUGAAUCUUCUUUCGAACAGCGCCACGGUCGAGUUCACCGACAGGAAGAAUGCCGAGAAGGUGGUGGAGAUCAUAGAGGACUUGGGAUAUGAAGCAACGCUCGAUAAUGUCGUCAGCGUCGAGCAAGACGCUCCCAAGGGUCAGGAACGUACAGUCGAGAUUAGGAUUGACGGCAUCUACUGCGAGCAUUGUCCGAGCCGGGUCACCAACAGCUUGUGCGGCUUCCGCCGAUCGCUGGACAUCAUCAACAAGCCCACCCUUCAGAAGCCCAUCAUCAAACUCGCAUAUGUCCCUGAGGCCCCAGAUUUCACCAUCCGCCGAAUACUCGCCGCCAUCGAGGCAAGUGACCCAGCGUUCAGCGCAUCCGUACACCACCCCCCAACUCUGGAGGAGCGGUCCAAGCAAAUCCACGCCAGACAUCAGCGGCAGAUCCUCUACCGUGUGAUUUUCGCAGGAUUGACCUGCAUUCCCACCUUCGUCAUCGGCAUUGCCUACAUGUCUCUUGUUUCCGACAAGAACAUGGAGAAGCACUUUCUCAUGCGUCCAUGGACAUCCGGCAUCAGCCGGGCACAGAUUGCCCUCUUUAUCCUGGCGACCCCGGUGUAUUUCUUCGGUGCGGAUGUCUUCCAUCGCCGAGCAGUCAAGGAGAUAUUGACACUGUGGCGGCCCGGGAGCCGCACUCCGAUCCUGCAGCGCUUCUACCGCUUCGGCAGCAUGAACACACUCAUGAGCCUGGGGACCACCAUUGCAUACAUCAGCAGCGUGAGCCAAAUGAUUGCAGCAGCCGCGUACCAACCCGAGUCGGUUAAUAACUCGAACUUUUACUUUGAUUCUGUUGUGUUUUUGACCUUCUUCCUGCUCUUGGGCCGUCUCAUCGAAGCGUACAGCAAGUCACGCACUGGGGACGCGGUCGAGAUGCUUGGCAAGCUUCGACCGACUACCGCGAUCUUGGUGGAACAGAAGGGUGAUAGGCCGACCGAGGACAAGGUUGUUCAGGCCGACUUGCUGGACUUUGGUGACGUGGUGCGGGUGCCGCAUGGCUCUUCGCCACCCGCAGACGGCACGGUUGUCCAAGGUGAGACCAACUUUGACGAGUCGAGUCUGACCGGCGAAUCACGUCCCGUCAAGAAGAGACAGGGGGACGAAGUUUUCGCCGGCACGGUGAACAAGAAUGCAGCGGUGCUGGUGAAGAUCACGGGCCCUUCCGGGAGCUCCAUGCUCGACCAGAUCGUCGCCGUCGUGCGCGAAGGCCAGACGAAGCGCGCGCCUAUCGAGCGCAUCGCUGAUCUCCUCACGUCCUAUUUCGUGCCCAUGGUCACCCUCGUCGCCAUCAGCACAUGGAUCAUCUGGAUGUGCCUGGGCUUCACCGGCAGGAUUCCUGGCCACUUCUUGGACGUGACGUCGGGCGGCUGGGUUGCCUUCAGCCUUCAAUUUGCCAUCGCCGUCUUCGUGGUCGCCUGUCCCUGUGGUCUGGGUCUUGCUGCGCCAACGGCGAUCUUUAUCGGCGGUGGGAUGGCCGCCCACUACGGUAUCCUAGCUAAAGGAGGUGGCGAAGCAUUCGAGAAAUCCAGUCGAAUUGACGUCAUCGUGUUUGACAAGACCGGGACACUGACGAUGGGCGGAGAGCCCAGUAUCACGGAUGCUGAGCUGUUCCCAGAGCAGGAUGCUGAUGAGAGGCGGAUCGGACAGAUGUUGGCUGCACUGAAGGGAGUUGAGGAGAACAGCAGCCAUCCGAUCGCCAAGGCUGUCGUAGCUUACUGCAAUUCCAAGCAGCUUGCCACAGAUGGCCGUGUCGAGGAUGUCGAGGAGAUCCCUGGAAGGGGCAUCAAGGCUACCUACCGUAGCUCUCAGGGCGCAGACUUUGAGAUCAUCGUGGGCAGCGAAGCUCUGAUGACAGACUUUGCCGUUGUCAUUCCUACAUCCACAUCAGCCAACAUGCAGCAGUGGAAGCAAGGGGCCAAGUCCGUUGCCCUGGUCGCCGUCAAGCCUUGCUCUCCUCCAGAGUUCGCCGCGCCUUGGACUUUUGCUGUCGCUCUGUCCGUCUCCGACCCCAUCCGCCCGGAGGCUAGGCCUAUCAUCUCCGCGCUCCGCUCCCGCGGCACCCGCGUGUACAUGCUCUCGGGCGACAACGCCGUGACGGCCCGCGCCGUCGCCCUCGAGAUCGGCAUCGAGCCCGACAACGUCAUCGCCGAGGUCCUCCCCACCGACAAGGCCGCCAAGAUCAAACACCUGCAGGCGAGCCUGCACGCGCGCAAGUCGUCGUCGGGGGGGAGCAGAACCGAGUCGACCAGCCGGCGGGCCACGGUCGCCAUGGUCGGCGACGGCAUCAACGACUCGCCGGCGCUGACGCAGGCCGACGUGGGCAUCGCCAUCGGGUCCGGGUCCGACGUGGCCAUCUCGAGCGCCGACUUUGUGCUCGUCAAGUCGGACCUGCGCGCCGUGGUCACGCUGCUCGACCUCGGCGCCGCCGUGUUCCGCCGCAUCAAGUUCAACUUUUGCUGGGCGCUCGUGUACAACCUCGUCGCGGUGCCCGUGGCCGCGGGCGCGCUCUACCCGGUCAAGACGCCGGGCGGGUCGCACGUCCGGCUCGACCCCGUCUGGGCGAGCCUGGCCAUGGCGCUGAGCAGCAUCAGCGUCGUCAUGAGCAGUCUGCUGCUGCGGAGCGGGGUGCCCGGCCUGGGGUUCCGGGAGAAGAAGAUUGCUGUCUGA
Molecule: messenger RNA, 3480 nt
Organism: Thyridium curvatum
Lineage: Eukaryota; Fungi; Ascomycota; Sordariomycetes; Thyridiales; Thyridiaceae
Exons: 1
Coding region: 1-3480 (1159 amino acids)
Biological process (GO): copper ion homeostasis; monoatomic cation transport
Cellular component (GO): membrane
Molecular function (GO): ATP hydrolysis activity; copper ion binding; P-type divalent copper transporter activity
Source: RefSeq, a predicted model, not a curated record